AUGGUGAGAGCACGAGUUUGUGUGACGACUGAGACGAGAUGGGCAGAUGCAUAUGUGGAUGAGUGCUGGCGUUCCACUGGGCGUCUGUGUUCUCAGACCUGUGAGAACACUCCAGGCUCCUACCACUGCUCCUGCACCAGCGGCUUCUCCCUGGGGCCCGACGGCAAGACCUGCCAAGACGUAAACGAGUGUGAGAAAAAGCCCUGCAGCCAAGAGUGCGCCAACACACACGGAUCGUACCAGUGCUACUGCCGCCAAGGCUACCAGCUGCAGGAGGACGGGCGCACGUGUGAAGAUAUAGACGAGUGUUCUCAGAGCAUGGGGAGUCUGUGUGCGUUCCAGUGCAUUAAUGUUGUGGGCAGCUACAAGUGUGCGUGUCCCCCGCAGGGAUACACAAUGGCGGCCAACGGACGCACAUGUAAAGAUGUGGACGAGUGUGUAUCCGGUUCCCAUAACUGCUCCGUUGGACAGAGCUGCUAUAAUCUUCAGGGCAGUUUCAGAUGUUUGUCCUUCCACUGUCCCCACAACUACAACAGAGUCACCGACAUGCGCUGCGAGAGGACCAGCUGCCCGCCCAACUCCCUGGACUGCCCCAGCUCCCCGGUGCGCAUCACCUACUACCAGCUCAGCUUCCAGACCAACAUCAUCGUCCCGGCUCAGAUCUUCAGGAUCGGCCCCUCCCCCACCUACGCCGGCGACCACAUCGUUAUCCGCGUCUCCAAGGGCAACGAGGGCGGCUACUUCAGCACCAGAAAACUCAACAGCCACACAGGCGCGGUCCUCCUCCAGCGGCAGGUCACAGAGCCACGCGACUUCCUCCUGGACGUGGAGAUGAAGCUGCUCCGACAGGGCGCCGUCACCACCUUCCUCGCCAGAAUCUACGUCUUCAUCACAUCCAGCCCCAAGUGA
Molecule: messenger RNA, 909 nt
Organism: Knipowitschia caucasica
Lineage: Eukaryota; Metazoa; Chordata; Actinopteri; Gobiiformes; Gobiidae
Source: the annotation of a GenBank genome assembly